Branchiostoma floridae (Florida lancelet) is the source of this 3348-nucleotide messenger RNA. RefSeq lists its product as uncharacterized. The record is from RefSeq and is a predicted model, not a curated record. The transcript is spliced from 4 exons. Gene Ontology annotation, cellular component: midbody; intercellular bridge; kinetochore. Bases 74 to 2509 code for a protein of 811 amino acids. Lineage: Eukaryota; Metazoa; Chordata; Leptocardii; Amphioxiformes; Branchiostomatidae. Gene Ontology annotation, biological process: intercellular bridge organization; mitotic sister chromatid separation; male meiotic nuclear division.
ACAGGUACCCUUUGAGUCUUUGGAGGCUCAUGACUUCCGCAGACAUGUUGCUACUGGAAAGAGGCUCCUUCAGAUGGAGGAAGGUGGUGUCGCCCUGGGGCUGGAUCGUCUGAUGAACUGUGGCCUGUCUUACAGGGGGGUGAACAGGCUCUCACGAUUAACAUCAUACAGGGAACAACUCUGCAGGGAACUAGAGGUCCUGCAGCCUCCAAACAAAUCACCUGGGCAGGUGUCCAGGUGUACCUACACUGUUGGUUCAUCACCCAGUUGCCUUGGUGAAACAACUAUGGACACAACCCAGGACUCCAUGACUGAUCAGGACCUGGUCGCCUCCCUGCCUGACUGUUUGGAUGGGAAGGACAGCAUCCAGUAUGACAGGACUAACUCAAUGAAGCAAAGUCCAAACAGGAGAUUGUUACCCAAACAGGGGAGUCUGUCUGCAUUUGACACAAGUGACAAGGAGAACCUCCCACCCUUCCCACCAAAGUUCCAGUCUGUGCUGGACAACGCGCUACAUGCUGUCAGCAACAUCAGGGAACACAACUUCACCUUCCGGGAGAGCCCCAUUCACUACCAGAGAGCUCAGAACAGUCAAUCUUUCCAUGAGAAGAGUGCCACAAGUGAGAGAGAUGAAGGUGUGGUCGUUUUUAAGAGGGACCGGGAACUGAAGAUAUACAAUAACCCAGAGGACAUUGAGAUAUACGACAGCCACAUGCCUGCAGAACAGCACACCCACUCCACACCCAUUGUGACAAGCAGGCUGCACCAGAUGCAGCAACCUUUUCUCAAGGAGAGUCCUCUGCAACCACAUUACGAGCCAAGCAGUAGCUCAAGCUUGCUGAGUAAGCGAUGGAGCUUCCUGGCCAGGAAGUCCAAGUCCGUCGGGCAGCUCAUUCAAACAUUUGAAGCCAAAGCAAAAAGACAGAAUACAAAAUCAAACAGAGCAUCACAAUCUGAUCUGGCUGCACAAGAUGCAGAUCCUGCCUCGUACAGUGUGGAGAGAGAGAAAAUGUCCACUAGUGCCAAGGAGCAGAAGCAGAUGGAAGCAACAUCAAGUCUGAACGGAUCUGAUGACAAUGGCAGAUUCAAAGUGUCACCAACUGUAACAGGUACAGUUCAACGGCCUGACAAGGAUGAUAGCACCAACACCAUCUCAGAGGCAAACACUACUGAUUUGCACUGGCAGUCAGCUAUUGAUGGAUCAGCAGAUACAGUGACAGAGUACCAUGACAUGAGUAAGGCAGAGGAUUCUGCUGUAUCUCUCAGUUUGGAUGGAAAAGAAUCCUUCUACAUGGAAGCUCAGGACCAAGAUAGUGUUGUGGUAUCAACAAUGGAGGCAGGGUCUUCUGCAGCUCCUGUAGAAGUUCACUAUUGGCCGCAGGAGGUAGAAAAGCAGCAAAGCCCCAGUGACAGCAAUGACAAGGCAGCAGGUAUGACCACUGCUAGCACAGUAGAAGCUGGUAAUGCGCAAACCACAGACAGUGGGGUACCAGCAAGUCUGCUGGACCGGCAAGACUUUCUGGAUUACCGAUUCAGGUCCUUGCAGGAAUGUCAAGCUAUGGACAAAAUGAGCUACACAACUGACUCCAGCUUCAUCAGCAGUGCUACAGAGGAAAGCAGUGACAGUGAGGGUGACAGUGGCAGUUCCACAAGCAAGGAGUCUCUCCAGCUGGAUCCAGCAUCUCAUACUCUCAGCAAGGAGGGUAAAAACUCACACAUAGUUCACCACAAACUCCUGCAGUCUCUCCAAGAAAGGUCAGCUUUUGAGGAUGACUUGACUCAAAUAUCUGCCUUGGAAAUGUCUGUGACUAGCCUGGACCAACCAAACAAUGGGGCUAAAGAAGAGUCAUCAUCAGCACACAGUGACCCUGUGACAAGAGAAGAUGAAGAAUUGACAACAGAAGAUCAACAAGGAUCAGUGCCAAUGGAAAGUUCUCAUCUAGCAAAAGUACAGGCAAGCCUUACAAGUAGGUCCAGGAAUGACAGCAUCCUCUCUGAAACCAGCCUGGAAGUUUCUGCCAUCACAUCCUCAGCAGCGCUCAAUUACAGCACAUCAAUCAGCAACACUAGGGGACCUGACAGUGAGAGCAAGGAUGGCAGCAUCACUUCAUUUUCAAGCCUGGAAGUCUCAUCCUUGACCAAAGCCUUAGAAGAGAUGGUGCCCGUAAAAUCUCAGCUAACUAACAUCGGAAUGCUGGAGUCACCAACAGUGAAGGCUGUGGAGAUGUCAGAAAGCUCAUCAGAUGGAAGUGAGCAAAGUGAAGAAGACAACUGGAUGCUUGGAGAUGGGGAUAGCUGUGGAGCUGAUCAGAGUAAGAAGAUAAGCAAAGAUACCCAAAGUGCUGCAUCACCAGAGGAAGACAAGAAGAUGGAAUUCACCAGAGAAGUUGAGGCUUUUGGGAGAGGUGACUCUGUGGAGAGUAGUAAUGGAGUAGAUAGUAAUCAUGAUGAAGAGCAUUCUCCACAAAUGUGUGCUAGGAAGAAAACCAGAGUGGAGACCUAUGUUUGAACCAAUUUGCACAUACUGUUUGGUAAACUUUAGGGUUGAGGAUUUCCACUUAAACCUGGAUAGCUCUUUUUUGUCAGAUGCAUGUGUUUCAACUUUAUGGAAGAAAUUAGACUUUCCCCCAUUAUCACUAAUAGUAGACUUUGUUGUCAAAGAGGCAAGACAGUUGUCAUUCCUCAAAGACCUUGACCGUGAUCUCAGCUAAAACUUUGCCAGAAUUGUUUCAAUUGUUAUUAUUGUUCAAUUGCUUUAUCAAAUUGAAAUGUUUAUCAUUCAAAUUCUAGACAAGUUGUUACUAGUGGAACUUGAUUCAAUGGAAAGUUAUCAUUGCAAAUUCUAUUUUAUAAACUUCAGUUGCCAAAUGCUGCUAUGAGAUAUGGUAUUACUGAAAAGUUGACAACAAGUUGAUGUAGUUUUGAUGACUUGCACAUUUUUUAUGAUAAGAGUUGUGCAGGAGUUUCAUGUAUGUAUUUUGAAUGGAUCAUUGUUGACUACUUUUGAGCAACUGUUUGAAUAGCAUUUAGUGCAUCUGUCCAUAAUGUUUAGUAGCAUGAGAAGCAAUGAAUUUGGAAAGAAAGUGCACUACUGUACAGUUUUUUAUGAUGUCACAUUUUAAUUCAACAUUUCAAAGGUGCUGGACAAACACUGGCAAGACAAGACUAAAUACAUAUGAAUGUCCUGGUCAUAUCAGGAACAACAUGUCAAGGUUGCCAUAGUCCUAGCUCAAGUUGUGCCUCUUUUGCUGGAACUGACUAACUUUUUGUACUCCUCUGAGUAGUAAUAGUCAGAAUCAACCUUCUGUUCAUUGUUUGACAAAGUCACAUAAACGUUUCCAUUCCUGA